AUGGGCAUUGUGUAUCAAACAAUCGGCAUGAUGGGGUCCUUUGUGAUCGCCAGCUCAUUGGUGCCGCAGAUGAUGAAGGUGUGCAGGACCAAGAGCGCCGAGGACAUCAGUCUCCGCUUCCAGCUGCUAUACUGUCUUGGCAUUGGACUCAUCUUGGUCUACGGCAUCGGCGAAGACUUGUGGCCGAUCUACAUUCCUGCCGCCGUCGAAGAGGUUGCGGGGCUCCUUAUGCUGAGUUUGAAGCUGUACUUUGACCACGGCGACACGAAGCCUGGUGUCUCCGACGCCAGCAAGAACCACCAACUCGAACUGGACGCGUCGCCCCUUACUCGGCGAAGCGAGACUAAGUUCACUGACGUAGCACACACUUCCUGA
Messenger RNA from Peronospora matthiolae, 375 nucleotides. The record is from the annotation of a GenBank genome assembly. NCBI's taxonomy places the organism in Eukaryota, Oomycota, Peronosporomycetes, Peronosporales, Peronosporaceae.